Ectocarpus siliculosus is the source of this 3723-nucleotide messenger RNA. The record is from the annotation of a GenBank genome assembly. Lineage: Eukaryota; Phaeophyceae; Ectocarpales; Ectocarpaceae.
AUGGACAUACGGUCCUUCUUCGGCCCUUCCUCGGGAGGGGCAGGCGGUGCGGCGAAACCCAAGCCCAAGCCCAAGACACCGGCAUCGGCGAGCAAGAAGGGCGGUGGCCAGGCGAAGUCUCCGAGCAAGAAGGCCACCGCUAGCAGCAGCAUCCCCAAGAACAGCAGCAAGGGUGGUGUCGGCAAGAUGACCGGUUCCGACGCGAAAGACGAGGAAAGCGACGAGGACGACGACGACGAUGACGCCGACGAUGACGUCACGUCCAAGUCCCGCAAGCGGAAGUCUGGGGGCUCGCCGGCGCCUAAGGCGGCGGCGCCGCCUAAGGUGGCGGCGGCGGCCGCGUCGCCGAGCAAGGCCAGCGUGAAGACGAAGAAGAAGAGGGCGGUUGUGGAGGAGGAUGAGGAGGAUGACGACGUGCAGGAAGUCGCCAGCUCCAAGCAUUUCUCUUCGGCGACAACCAAGAAGAAGACGGCGGCACCGGGCGGCGGCGGCGGCGGCGGCGGCGGCGGCAGCAGGAAAACGACUACGUCGUCCACGGUAGACCUUGGCGGGACCUCAAGCGACGAAGACGACGCACAAGAAGAAGAGGUGGCGCCCACCCCGCCGCCGAAAAAGAAGCCGGCGCCGGCUAGCAGCAGUGGCAGUGCGAAGAAGACGCCCGGCGGCGGCGGCGGCGGCGGCGGCUUUCGGCCGGCGUGGCGGGGCGGGGCGCGCCUCGCGCCUCCGAACGAGGGGAAGAAGGAAGUGCCCGUGGGGAAGGAGCAGUGCCUUGCGGGGAAGGCGUUCGUGGUGAGCGGGGUGCUCGACUCACUCGGGAGGGAGGCGGCCGAGGACCUGAUCAAGCAGUACGGUGGCAAGGUGACCGGCGCCGUGAGCAGCAGGACCCACUUCCUGGUGCUGGGUACGGUGCUGGAUGACGGACGGCCGCCGGAAGAGGGCAGCAAGUACAAGAGGGCCAUGGUGAUGAAGACGAGAAUCAUCGACGAGGACGGCCUGUUCAAGAUGCUCCGAGACUCCAACCCCAAGGGGCAGCAGCCGCCGGGGGGUGGGAGCCAGGACCCUUCGUCGGCAGCAGCGGCUCCGGCCAGCAAGCCGGCCGUGGCGAACCCUUACCAGCCCAAAAAAGCGGUCGUGAACCCGUACGCCUCCAUGCAGGCGGCCGCCAAGAAGAAAGCAGCCGUCAACCCUUUCGGUGCCGCUGUCAUCGCCGGUGGCAAGGGGAAGGCCCCGGCCGGAAAGUCUCCGGCUGGGACUUCCUCCUCCUCCUCCUCCUCCUCGAAGGCUGCGGGCGGGGCGAGGGCGGCGGCGGCUGUCCGCCAAAACCCCGGCCAGAUGUGGGUGGACAAGUACAAGCCGACUAGCUCGUCGGGGGUGAUCGGGCACGCCGGGCAGGUGAAGAAGCUCAAGGUCUGGCUGCAGAACUGGGAAGGGUGGCACCUCAAGGGCGCCAAGGCUCCGACGGGCAAAGACAACCCGGGCGCGCGCGCGGCCCUCCUGUCGGGAGUGCCCGGGGUGGGCAAGUCGUCCACGGCGACGCUGGUGGCCAGAGAGAUGGGGUACCACGUGAUGGAGCUCAACGCGAGCGACACCCGCAGCAAGCGGUCGCUGUCCGAGGAACUGGCGUCGGUGAUUGGCAACAAGGUGCUGUCGUUCACGGCGAACGGCGGAGGCGGCGGAACCACAACAGGGGGGUUCCGCAAGCAGCUGGUUGUCAUGGACGAGGUUGACGGGAUGGGGGGCUCAGACAGGGGCGGCAUCCAGGAGCUCAUCCUCCUCAUCAAGAAGAGCAGGGUGCCGAUCAUCGCCAUCUGCAACGACCGCCAGCACCAAAAAAUUAGGUCCUUGGUGAACCACUGCUACGACCUGAGGUUCGCGAGGCCUCAGAAGGUGACCAUCGCCAAGCGGGUCAAGGCGGUGGCGAAGAUGGAAGGGAUGGACGUCGACGACAACGCGGCGGAGAUGCUGGUGGAGGCUAACGGGAACGACAUCCGGCAGGUUUUGCAUGCGCUUCAGAUGUGGAGCCGGAAGUCGUCGAAGAUGACCUACAUGAACCUCAAGGGAGGCAUCUCUGCCAUCGAAAAGGACAAGAAUCAGAGGAUCGGGCCCUUCGAUGCGGCUCGCAGCAUCCUCGGGGGGGCCUCCCGGACACCCCUUCGCGACCGAUACGAGCUCUUCUUCACCGACUACAGCCUGCUGCCCCUGCUGGUCCACCAGAACUACCUGUCGAGCCUGAUGCAAGUCGAUGCCAAAGUGAGGACGGAAGUGACUGCCGCGGCGUCCGCGGCGGUGAGCGACGCCGACAUCAUCAGCGGGAAGAUGAGGGGGGACGUCCAGCACUGGGAGCUCCUGCCCGCGCAGGCGGCCCUGAACGUGAGGGUCGGGUCCGUCGGCGGCGGCAGCCUGGGCUUCCCCGAGUUCCCCAAGUGGCUGGGCAACUACAGCAGGGAGAACAAGCGUCGGAGGCUGCUGGGGGAGCUGUCGACACACCUCAACGCCAGCGUGAGCGGCGGCACAGAGGCGGUUAGGCUGUCGUACAUUCACUUCCUGAAGAGGCUGCUAACCCAGCCGUUGCGAGAGGAGGGCGCGGCGGGGGCCCCGGCGUGUGUGGACCUCCUGGAGGAGUACGGUCUGUCGAGGGACGAUCUUUUCGAGGUGUUGCCGGAGUUCGUGCUGAGCGGGAAGGGCAUGAAGCGUCCCCCCCCCGACUUGUUCGGCUCGCUGGACUCCAAGACGAGGUCGGCGGUCACGAGGUGCUACAAUUCCCAGGCGCAUAAGUCCCAGGCUCUGGCGGUGGCCCUGCAGGCGCCCAAGAAGGCCAAGAAGAGAAAAGCUCCCCCCAAGUCUGUUUCCAUGGAGGGGAAGUCCCGCUCCUCUCCCGCGGCCUCAAAAAAGGGCAAGGCCACGGCUACCCCCCGAUCCAAAAAGACGAAGAAGUAAGGGAGGUGGAGUGAAUACGACAGGCGGAGAUAUGACUGUCGGAGAUACGACAAACGGAGACAAGACAGACGUGGAGAUAAAACGGGCGGACUCAACUAACCCCGGUGUGGCCGGGCUGCGCAUGCGUCCACAUGCUCUCUGUCGCUGGUAUAGUACGCGUGGCUGCAGCGAUGAAAGCGAGAGCUAGCAGGGGUGCGAGCAACUUUGGUGUGCGUUGGCGACGGCAGUUGCCUCGGGGGGGACAUGUGAAAAGCAUCGCUUUUGUCGAGAGUCGGUGUUACAUUUUUGCCUCCGAACCAAUGAGCAGCGCGGGCAGGGAUGGGGGUACUGGCUGAAUUUGUGCUGUGAUUCGGCGUGCUGCGGGAGGAACGGUGUUGUCCGGGUGUAGGGCAUUGAAUUCGGUACCGCGGGUCCCCUAUUCCGGAAGGUGCCAUCGAGUUGGAAAAUGGAAAGAGAACCAGAGAACAUCAAGGUACUGAGCAUCGGAGACCCGCCUGGUUAUUGAUUCGAAGUCACCAGCAACAGCAGUAACAACAAUAACAACGACAAAAACCUCUUGUGAGUGGUCGAAGAGACGAAGAGGCGGUUGGCGGUUUGCCCAAUUUUGGUAGCGUGCGGUUGGCCCGCUCGGAUCGAAGAGGGCACGGGGUACCAAACAGGACGAGCGAGGCGUGUGAGAGUGAAACCGCACAACUUUUGCCAUGUUUGAGUGUUUGUGCGUUGGGAAUGAAACGAGGGGCAGGCAGCGCUUGUGUGUUGCGGCACAGCAGCGGUAGCGUCAUGAUG